UGCAAUUGCAUCUCUGUUUAGCAUGGGCAGUUACCAGGAAGUUACUUGAAGUCCCAUAAAAGAAGUUAUGAAUGCGGUGACUACACAGAUAAGUUUGAGUACUAUGGUGAAGAAGGUGUCAGCAAUGCUGCUGCCGAUGACGAUUUUGCUGAUCAACUGAAACAGUAUAAACAAGCAAAGGAAGCUGCAGCUGUGGUACAGUCAAAUGUUUUACCUCAAGGACCAGUAAAUAAACAAAUGAAAGGUGUGCAGAAAGGCCCUGAGCAGACACCUAAGGGACGUGCUGGCCGAGGACGUGGUUCAAUGAAGAAACAGCAAAAAUACAAAGAUCGGGGAAGGGGACGGGGAAGGGCAGCUGGCAAAGGACCUCAUUCUUCACAUGAGGAUGGUAAUAAGACAAAAAAAUGGACAAACAUGAGUCAGGAGUUCAUAAGUCAGCAUACCGUUGAGCACAAAGGAAAACACAUCUGCAGAUAUUUUCUUGAAGGUCGCUGCAUUAAGGUAGCUGAAAUUAAUUUUUCUUUCCUGUUUUUGGACGUGUGUAUCGAAUUUCAGGUGUUCAUCGAUAGUGACCCCAGGAAGUUUAGCAAAGGGGACAACUUCUAUAGAGGAGUUGGCAUGGCUGAUGAUAUUGAAGGAUUGUUUGUCAAAUCACAUGAGUAUCCUUGCAAGUUUUUCCACACAGGAACGAAGUGUUACCAGGGAGACAACUGCAAGUUUUCUCAUGCUCCACUUACUGAUGAAACAAGAGUGCUUCUGGAAAAGGUUUUGAAUACUGAAGAAACACCACCUAAUGAAGAUGUGCAGGAUUUAAAAGAACUAAGACGACAGGGGCUGGUUCCCCUUCCCAAACCACCACCUGGGGUAGGACUUCUACCAACUCCACAGUUCCCUAGAUCACCUACAGGAAGCUCAGAACAUGAUAUUUUUGAUCCUUCAAACCAGAAGAUACCAUUGUUAUUCGAAGUUCUUGGCAAAUCUACUGGAGAUCCAUCUCAUACAGUCGGAUGCAGGCCCAGCUUUUACAACAGCACAUCACCACCAGCUCAUUUCCAAGGCAGCAGUCCACCAAUACAGCACGUUUAUGGUUGUGAGUCAAGGACAAGUCCAGGUCGUGCUUCUGGGAUCUCUCAAGGACAAAAUGGUUCAUUCAGUCAUCCUUGUUCCCCAGAUCAUCAUGGGCAUCAGACUUAUGGAAGACAUAGUGCACACACACAGCAAAGUCCACCUGUGCAUUCUCUACCACCAUCUUUUGUAGGAUCUUCGGUGCAAGUACACCCCUCUAUGCAAAUAUUUCCAACAACCCUACCUCAAAAUAAGUCUGGGUCGCAAGGACCUGUGAUGAAAAUUCCUAUAGGACAUCAUCAGCAACCACAGACAGUGAUAGGUUCACCUUAUCACAUAAACUCUAUAGGCCAGCAGCAUGUAGUACAAGACACCAUUUCUUAUGAUAAUGUAGCUGGUUAUGAUGGUUUGCUGGACAGCACUUUAAUGCAGAGUUCACUGUGCAGCCCAGAAGCUCCUAAUCAUGCUGAAGGUGAUACUGGAAAUUGGUAUUCCAGUGAUGAAGAAGAGGGAGGCAGUGUUAAGUCUAUAUUGAAAACAUUGAAGAAACAAAGUGAAGAUCUAAGGCAGAAGAAGCAUUCCACCAACUUGACUGUGAGUAAUCCUGUUGAUUCCAGGUCAGCCAAGGAAGGGGUGCUGAGAAUUCAGUCUUCACUUGCUCAGUCAAGAUGCACUGUACCACAGACUAUUGCCAGUGAAACAGAAAGAAUUAAUAAAUCUGUCAGCCUUGACCCAAAGCUUGCUUGGGAUCCUCGAAUGCAGAAAUCUCAAGAGAACACUGGAUCCGAUAGCAGUGGUGGAAUAAAAGCAGAGUUGCAUCAUGCACUUAAACUGAAGAAAGUCAAACAACAAGGGAAUGAUUAUGAUGAUCAUGAUGUGGAAAGAGCAUUACGAGAAAAAGCUGUUAUAAUACCUUUAGAGCCAUUGCCGUCUGUACUUUUGAGGGAUCCAAGAUCUCAACUUAGGCAGUUCAGUCAUAUCAAAAUGGAUGUGGUACUCACAAAGCCUAAUUUUGCUAAACAAAUUCACUGGGCUGCUGAAGAUCUCCUCCCUUUGCCACUGCCUAAAUCUGAUCCAGUAUAUUCAAUCAGAUUGCCACUUCCACCUUUAAUAGCUGAUCAGCAGCUUAAUAAAGUACAUGAUUUAGGUAGCCCACCUUCUCAAUCUGUGGUACCUGCAGAUCCAAGGUUAGCUGGUAGGGCAAAAGAUGUACCAUUACAUAAAAGUGGAGAAAGAACUCAUUCUACAGAGCUCAAGAAUUCUGCACCUAAAUUGAUAGAUCCUCGAUUGCAGAAGCUUCUGGAUCCAAGACUCAACAAAUUGUCUGGCACAGAUUCUACAAAGGAACUUACUGCUAAAAUAGUUGAUCCUCGAUUAGCCAAGUCCACUACUGGUAGUUUGCAUACUUCUGGUGUUAAUAAUGUCAGGACUAAUCCAUUUCCUUCAUAUCUUCCUAAACUUUCAUCUGUGGGUAAUGGACUAGGAAAUGCAAACAUUCUCAGUGACAUUAAUUUAUAUGACCCCAGAAACCACACUUUGUCUUGCCUGGAUGGAUCAGUAGCAGAAGGAGAACAUCAGAAAUUGUUGGAAACUUUGAAAGAAAAGAACACUGAACCUGCAUUGUCAGACUCUGUAAUAACACAAGAUCAGGGUGAAUUAAACAGUUCAGCUGGUGGCAGUGAAGAGCAGGAUAAUCACUUAAACAAGUUACAGCGUAAAUCUAAGAGAGCACACUCAGCUGCUGCUCCUGCAGUUCACCAUCUACCUGUUCAGGCUUUAGCUGGCAUAAUUCGACCACAGUACACUGACCCGAGACAGAAAUCAUCUGGGCAAGGAGGUGAAAUACAAGAUGGUGACACAAAUGGUGAACCAGAUGAUAAGCCUUUGAAAGACAAGUUUAAGACAUUUGAUCCAGCAACGUCACCUUUUUGUUAACAUAUUUUCUAAUAUGUAUUUUUAAUACACAAACUAUAUUGUUCUCAGCUGUUUUCACAUAUUUAUUUUAAUUUAUUUUGCAUAAUUGGCUGUUAAUCAUUUUGUAUGUUAACUAAUAUACUGUGGUGUUACACAAACUGAUUUGUAUUUCUUUCUUAUGUAGUGACAAAUGGUUAAAUGCUCAUCUCAGUCAUUUUUUUAAUUCUUCCAAGACACUCAAAUUGUAAACUACAGCUGAAAGGCAUUGUACAGAAUAAUUGCAGUAUUUUAGUGUGUGAAAGAUUUCUUCAAGAGGAAGUAUGGUUAAGUUUCUGACAUAUUUCAUUGCAGCAUACAGUACAUAUUCUUUAACUUUUUAUAUAUUAUUUUAUAAAUGAAACCAAAUAUGAAAAAUUAACCUUUUUUGUUGCAUUUUAAGAUGUCCUUUCCUUCACUGUUGCAGUAUUCUUUACAUCUGGGAUUCUCUGACUAGGGUAGCCUGAUGUCCGGCCAGUAUACAAAAGCCUUAGAUUGCUUUAAGGUACGCCGUACAUCACACACAUGCUCCUCACAUAAUGUAGGCCAUAAAGGUAACCUCUGGAUGUACCAUCCUCAAAUCUUCUUUGCCACCAGUCUGAAUGCCGUCUUUCAAUCAUCGGUCUGAAUGCCUACGUUCCCUUGCUGAUUUCGGAGUCAUUGCAUAUAAGUGCCCCAAUGUUUUUUUUUUUUUCUUGUCUCUAAAUCCAAGGCUUCCUUUUCAUACCCUUCUUCCCUUUCGGGAAGUGUUCACAGAUGUUUCAGAUGUGGGCUGGGAAGUGUUUUUUGGCUCCCCAAAGGUGCAGGGGGUGUGGUUGCUUCUUCAACAGAAGGAGCAAAUCAGUGUCAAAGAGAUGAGAUCUCUUCUGCUGGCUCUUCAGGCUUUUCAUCCUCUUUUCUUCCCAGGAACUUUCAAGGUCUUUACAGACAGUACCACAGUGAUGUGGUAUAUAAACAAA
Molecule: messenger RNA, 3974 nt
Organism: Protopterus annectens (West African lungfish)
Lineage: Eukaryota; Metazoa; Chordata; Ceratodontiformes; Protopteridae
Gene: ZC3H6
Product: zinc finger CCCH-type containing 6
Exons: 8
Coding region: 238-3000 (920 amino acids)
Biological process (GO): negative regulation of DNA-templated transcription
Cellular component (GO): nucleus
Molecular function (GO): metal ion binding; RNA binding
Source: RefSeq, a predicted model, not a curated record